Vespula vulgaris is the source of this 1873-nucleotide messenger RNA. RefSeq names its product odorant receptor 13a-like. Gene Ontology annotation, molecular function: odorant binding; olfactory receptor activity. The record is from RefSeq and is a predicted model, not a curated record. Gene Ontology annotation, biological process: detection of chemical stimulus involved in sensory perception of smell; sensory perception of smell. The transcript is spliced from 6 exons. Bases 341 to 1465 code for a protein of 374 amino acids. NCBI's taxonomy places the organism in Eukaryota, Metazoa, Arthropoda, Insecta, Hymenoptera, Vespidae. Gene Ontology annotation, cellular component: plasma membrane.
UCUUCGCACGUCGUUGCGAGAAGAACUUACAUGGAUGUUGAUCGAGGUAUUACACUAUUAGUAAGCAGAAAAUAUAUUGCAAUUAAAAUAAACGAAAAAAGAAUGCGGUAAAAAUUACGAUUAUUAACUACAUAUACGGUUUUUUCUAAUUUAUCGUGUAACAUAUACAUAUAUACAUGCAUACAUACAUGCAUACAUGCAUACAUACAUACAUACAUGCAUACAUAUAUGUGUUAUUUUAUAUUUAAUAUUAAACCAUUAAUCAUAAAUAUAUCUCGAUCGAUGCGACGCACACAAAGUUUCCUAUGUGGAUUACGCUUGCGGUUGGAAUCGAAAAAUUAUGAAGUUCAUGGGGAUUUGGCCGGACGAAAGAGGAUUCGCCAAUGCGUCCAGCUACAAAGUGUUAUUCCCGAUCGGUUUCAUGUUUCUCUUUAUUACCUUACCACAAACAACCAAUCUCUACUUCAUUUGGGGUGAUUUCGAAUUGAUCGUGGAGAAUCUAUCGGUGGGAAACAUGACUACCACAAUUGCUAUUUUGAAGACAGCAACUUUUUGGUCCAACGGGAGAUCUAUGAAAGUACUUCUGUCGCAUAUGGAAAAUGAUCGAAAAGAAGCUACAGCCGAGGAGAACGUUAGAAAGAUGACGAGAAUCGCUGAUAUCAGCAGGAGGAUAACAGCUGGAAGUAUCAUUAUGUGUAACUUUGUUGCCGGUACUUACGUGACAUUUAGAACCCUUCUGUUACCAUAUACCGGACGAGUUUUGUAUUAUCGUGCUUAUUUUCCAUACGAUACCGGAAUUUUUCCUAAAUUUGAACUAACUCUGAUUGGCCAAAUUACAGCUGCACUUUACGUAGCCAAUAGUUACACAGCCGUCGAUACUUUCAUGACCAUGUUGAUGUUACACGUGUGCGGACAAAUUUCCUGUCUCAGAAAAAAACUAUCCAAGCUGUGUUGCGAAAGUAACAAUAAUUUUAGAAUCGAUCUAGCAAGGAUUGUGGAAAAGUACGAUAUGCUUAACAGAUAUGCUGAGACAAUCGAGGAUAGAUUCAACGGCAUGCUGCUCAUCCAAAUGCUUAGCUGUACGGUACAACUUUGCGUUCAAUCGUAUCAAGCGAUUUCGGCUCUCGUGGAUGACGAUCAAGGUCUCUUGGCGGUCCGACUAUUCUUUUUCGGUAUAUACACUACAUACGUCAUGCUUCACAUCUAUCUGUAUUGUUACGUCGGUCAGAAGCUUUUUUCUGAGGGAGCGAAAAUGGCUUAUGCCGCGUACGAUUGCAGCUGGUACAAUUUGUCACCGAGCGAAGCUAGAUGUCUUACUAUAAUAAUGUGUCGAGCACAAAUAUCGUCGCGCAUUACAGCAGGAAAAUUUUGUUCCUUCAAUCAUGAGCUUUUUGGCAAGAUUUUAAAAACAUCCAUGGGUUACUUGUCGGUGCUAUACGCGAUGAAGACCAAAGAUGACGAUUAAAAUGAUCGAAAAAGCGAAUUAUCUGAAAUGAAGUUGAAUGAUUCUUGAAUUCUUUGAAAAAUGAUACUAUUUAUUUAAAUGCAACGAUAUAACACGAUCAUACGUCUUUUUGUCAAAUUUUUAUCGAUUUGUAUCCUGAAGUCCAAUAUCACGAAAUAUUUACCCCAGGUAAAACGACGCGUCGUCGAUAAAAAAAAAUGUUUUUAUAAAUCUCUCAAAUAGUGACCACGAGAGUUAAGCGAAGUUACAAGUGACAAGGGGUUUAGAAAUUCUUACCAUAGAGGGAUCUGUUUAAAAGUAUUUUACGCAUAAGUAUAUAUCUUACGAACGGAUAAAAAAUUUCUAAUUUUUAGGGCAAGUCAAUAUAAUCUAAAAUAAUCAUUGAUCAUAACCCAUUACGCUUGUUCU